AAUCUUAUAACUGUUCUAGUGGUUCAUCAUACUAUUCUUUCUUGCCACAGAGACUGAAAAAAAGAGAUAUACAGUCUGAAAAUAAUUUGGCAACAAAUUUAUAGCUGUAACAGUUUGUUAUUGAAGCAGUACAUACAGGAUGAAUAAACUACAAGGCAAAAAGAAGGAUAAGAAGGAUGAAGAAGAAGAAGAAAGAGAAAUUCCAAUAGAGACAAUGCAUACUAUUGUCAAACAACAUAAGGAUCAACUUGCACUUCAAGUCAUGAAAGUCUCAGAGUCAAUCAAACUGCACAUUACAGCUAUUGAAGAAAAGAUGCCUACAGAUCACAUGCUUAAGCCGCAAAAACCAAAUCCGUGGGUAGAAGACCAAUCAAAAGGUGGUGGGGGAUGUCUCUUAGUGUAAAAAAAAAUCUGUCUAC
Messenger RNA from Octopus sinensis (East Asian common octopus), 419 nucleotides. RefSeq names its product guanine nucleotide-binding protein subunit gamma-like. The coding region runs from base 140 to 403 and encodes 87 amino acids. The transcript has 2 exons. Gene Ontology annotation, biological process: G protein-coupled receptor signaling pathway. The record is from RefSeq and is a predicted model, not a curated record. Lineage: Eukaryota; Metazoa; Mollusca; Cephalopoda; Octopoda; Octopodidae.